Polychytrium aggregatum is the source of this 1911-nucleotide messenger RNA. RefSeq lists its product as uncharacterized. The transcript has 9 exons. Gene Ontology annotation, cellular component: intraciliary transport particle B; axonemal microtubule. The record is from RefSeq and is a predicted model, not a curated record. Gene Ontology annotation, molecular function: intraciliary transport particle B binding; transferase activity; protein binding. Lineage: Eukaryota; Fungi; Chytridiomycota; Chytridiomycetes; Polychytriales. The coding region runs from base 1 to 1911 and encodes 636 amino acids. Gene Ontology annotation, biological process: intraciliary transport.
AUGUCGCGUCCGACCCACAGCGCCUAUCGUGCCAGCACCGGAGUGACUUCGACCUCGGCCGUCUCGCCUCCCGGCACGACCAGCAUCAACCCCAACCUCGGAUUUUACCAGAUUCCCGAAGGCCGCUAUACCUACACGAUCUACAGCUACAUUCGCGACGGCCGCUAUGCGGACGUGAUCAAGAUCCUUGGCAAUGAAAUGCAGACCUUUUCCAAGUCCAGGGCAGCGCUUAGUCUGAUGGGCUGGUGCUACUAUAUGAACGGCGACUUUGGAGAGGCUGCGAACUGCUAUGAGCAGCUGGUCCGAUACCAUCCAGAAGUCGACGACUAUCGUCUCUACUAUGCACAGUCGCUCCUCAAGUCCGGUCAGUAUGCUGCCUCGCUCAAGGCGUGCCAAAUGAUCGAGAAUCCAGAGCUGGGAGAAAAGAUACUCAAGCUGCAGGCAUCGGUAAAGUACGAAACGAACGAUCUGGCUGGAUGCAAGCAGCUCGUGGAUCAGUGCCCUCCGGAUGAUCCAGACACGAUGAUCAACCAAGCCUGCUUGCUCUUCAAGGAAACAAAAUACGAAGAGGCAUGCCUCAAAUACUCGGACGCAUCCAAGAUCCUUGGCUACCAGGCCGAGCUGUCAUACAACAUCGCGUUGUGUCAUUAUCAGCUCAAGCAGUAUGUCCCAGCACUCAAGUAUAUUGCCGACAUCAUUGAAAAGGGAAUCCGGGACCACCCUGAUGACGCUGCAAGAGAAGCCCUGACCGACAUGCCGCCGCGCUUGGAACAAGAACUCGAUCCUGUUACCCUCCAAAAUCAGGCGCUGAUCAACAUGGACGAAGAUCCCACGACAGGGUUCGAAAAGCUCAAUUUCCUGCUGCAGCAGGUCUCCUGUCCGCCCGAGACCUUUGGAAACCUGCUGCUGCUCUACAUCAAGUACGAAUACUACGAUCUCGCCGCCGAUCUUCUGGCUGAAAAUCAGGGAAUGCCGUUUGCCAACUUGAAUUCGUACCUGUUUGAGUACCUCGAUGCCACUUUGCUGCGGCAGUCUUCUCCAGAAGAGGCAUACAAAAAGUUCGAUGAUCUGGCAAACAAGCACGUCGACGUUCUUCGAAAGCUCACAAAGCAGGUUUCGGAGGCACGCCAGAACCACGACGAUGAAACUGUGAAGCGUGCUGUUAACGAGUACGAAGAUGGGGUUGAAAGGUACAUUCCGGUGCUCAUGGCUCAAGCCAAGAUCUACUGGGACCUGGAAAACUACUCCAUGGUCGAAAAGAUCUUUCGCAAGUCGGUCGAGUUCUGCAACGAGCACGACGUCUGGAAACUCAAUGUGGCCCAUGUGCUGUUCAUGCAAGAGAACAAGUACAAGGAGGCCAUCUCGUUCUACGAGCCGAUUGUCAAGAAGCACUAUGAAAAUAUUCUCGAGGUUACCGCCAUCGUCCUGGCCAACCUUUGCGUGAGCUACAUUAUGACUUCACAGAACGAGGAGGCUGAGGAGCUGAUGCGCAAGAUCGAGAGAGAGGAAGAGAGAGUUGCAUAUGAAGAUCCAAACAAGCGUACAUACCAUCUAUGCAUCGUCAAUCUGGUGAUUGGCACGCUAUACUGUGCCAAGGGCAACUACGAAUUUGGCAUCUCAAGAAUCAUGAAAAGCCUCGAGCCCUUCAACAAGAAGCUGGGCACCGAUACUUGGUACUAUGCCAAGCGAUGCUUCGCCUCUCUAUUCGAAACCUUGGCAAAGCACAUGAUAAUCCUCAAAGACUCUGUCUUCCAGGAGGCCCUGGCCUUCUUUGAUGCAUGCGAGCUGCACGGACGACAGAUUCCCGUGGUGAUCGACCCUGUCGGCGUCGAGAACAUCGAUCCGGCCAAGAACUCGGUUUCAUAUGAAGCGCGCCUGUUCAAGAGCCUGUUCCUGAGACUCUAUCAGUGA